CAUUGCCGCAGCUGCAAACACUACACCUAAUUCAUUAACAUCCAAAAGAUCUCACGGACGAGCGACUAUGGAGGUCGUGACCGGGGCGAUGAGCACUCUCCUGCCUAUGCUCGGCGACCUGCUCAAGGAGGAGUACAACCUGCAGAAGAACACCAGGAGUGAGAUCAAGUUCCUUAAAGCCAAGUUAGAGAGCAUGGAAGCUGCCCUCAUCAAGGUUUCAGAGGCACCCUUGGAUCAGCCACCUGACAUCCAGGUCAAGCUUUGGGCAAGGGAUGUCAGCGACCUGUCCUAUGAGAUUGAGGACAGCGUUGACAGAUUCCGGGUGCGCCUUGAGUGCCGGGAACAAAAGAAGCCACAGAGCUUUAUGGGUUUCAUCCAGAGAAGUAUGGACAUGCUGACAAAGGGCAAGAUGCGACACAAAAUUGGCGUCGAUAUCAAAGACAUCAAGAGCCGUAUCAAGGAGGUCUGUGAGAGGCGUGAAAGGCACAAGGUUGACAGUGUUGUGCCCAAGCCCACUGGCACAAGUACUGAUACCCUUCGCCAGUUAGCCUUGUUUAAAAAGGCGAUCGAGCUUAUUGGCAUCGAAGAGAAGAGCGUUGACAUGGUCAAGAUGCUAAUGGAGGGAGACGAGGUGAUCAAGAAGCAACCCAAGCUGAUCUCUAUUGUUGGCUUUGGAGGCUUAGGGAAGACAACUCUUGCUAAUAUGGUGUAUGAGAAGCUUCGAGAGAAAUUUAAUUGUGGAGCUUUUGUUUCCGUUUCUCUUAAUCCCGACAUGAAGAAGCUUUUCAAGAGUUUGCUGCAUCAACUUGGCAAGGACAAGUACAAUAACAUCAUGAAUGAAUCAGCGUGGGGCGAGACACAACUCAUAAGUGAGAUAAGAGAAUUCCUCCAAAACAAGAGGUACUUCAUUGUCAUUGAUGACAUAUGGGAUAAAUCUGCAUGGAGAAUUAUUAGAUGUGCUUUGAUUGAGAAUGAAUGUGGUAGUAGAGUAAUCGCAACAACUCGUAUUCUGGAUGUUGCCAAAGAAGUUAGUGGUGUUUAUCAGCUUAAACCACUUUCUACUAGUGACUCAAGAAUGCUAUUCUACCAAAGAAUAUUUGGAACUAGAGAUAAGUGUCCUUCUGUUCAGUUGGCUGAAAUAAGUGAAGGAUUUGUUCAUGAAGAGCAGGGAAAGAGCCUGUAUGAUAUAGGAGAGGAUUACAUUGCUGAGCUCAUUAACAAAAGCUUGAUCCAACCGAUGGAUAUCAAAUUUGCUGAUAAGGCGAACUCUGUCCGUGUACACGACAUGGUGCUUGACCUUAUCACUUCCUUGUCAAAUGAGGAGAACUUUCUCGCAACAUUGGGUGGUCAGCAGUCCAGGUCACUGCCAAGUAAGAUCCGUCGACUGUCUCUCCAAAUCAGCAAUGAAGAGGAUGUCCAGCCGAUGCCAACCAUGAGCAGCUUGUCCCAUGUGAGAUCACUUACUGUGUUUAGUAAAGACCUCAGUUUGUUGUCAGAACUUUCAGGUUUUCUUGUCCUACAUGCAUUGGAUUUAAGUUUUUGUUGGGUAGUGGGUAAUCAUCAUUUGAAGGACAUUUGCAAUUUAUUUCACCUGAGGUAUCUGAGUCUAAAAGGGACAUCUAUCACUGAGAUCCCGAAAGAGAUGAACAAUCUACAGCAUCUGCAACUGCUAGACAUAAGGUCCACCAAAAUGAAAAAAUUGCCAUCAACCUUUGUUCAGCUAAGACAACUGGUGUUCGUUGACAUGGGUGAUAGGAUAGUCUGUACAUUGCUUCUAAAAUCAAUGUCCGCCUUGCACUCCCUCUCUUCCCUUGCAAUCACAUUAAGAGGACUAAGAGAGGAAGACCUCCAAAUACUUGGGAGCAUGCCGUCUCUGUGUGGCCUCUCUAUACAUGUACUGUUCUGGAGAAAAUUCACAGAUAAAAAGCUAGUCAUUGACAGUGGUUGUCCCUUUCGGUGUCUGACAAGGUUCAGUAUAAGGAGUAGCGCCAUUGGUUUCGUGUUUGCACAAGGAACCUUGCAAAAGCUCCAAAUCCUGGAGUUAGAUAUUUAUGGUAAGAGAACAAAAGACCAAUUUGGUGAUUUUCAAUUUGGGCUGGAGAACCUCUCUUCACUGGAGCAUGCCUAUGUGGUGUCUCGUGGUAGAGAUGGUGGGCUGACCGCUGCACUUCACAGAGAGCUUCAUAUUAAUCCGAACAAGCCCACACUGAGGAUGAAGAAGGUAACUCCACGCUGA
This is a messenger RNA of Triticum aestivum (bread wheat), 2236 nucleotides long. RefSeq names its product disease resistance protein RGA5. Lineage: Eukaryota; Viridiplantae; Streptophyta; Magnoliopsida; Poales; Poaceae. Gene Ontology annotation, molecular function: ADP binding. The record is from RefSeq and is a predicted model, not a curated record. Bases 68 to 2236 code for a protein of 722 amino acids. The transcript has 3 exons.